AUGGUCACUGCAGCCAUAGAGCACGUGCUGGUCAAGUUCCUUCAGCCCUACGUGGACGGAAUCGAUAGCAAUGACUUGCGCCUGUCGUUGUGGAGUGGGAACCUGGAGCUGAAAGACCUAAAGGUGAAGGAGGAUGUCCUCGGACUCCUGGGCGUGGAAGGUGUUCGGGUUCGAAAUGGACGAGUUCACAGAAUCAAGAUCACGUUGCCAAGCAAGACCAAGCUUCUUUCAGGCAAGAUCAGCGUUGAGGUUGAAGGCGUGCAGCUUCAAGCUGAACAUUUGACCGAGAGCCUCGCGGAGUCCGUCCUCAGGAAAAAUAUGCGGGACACCAAGCUGCGAGCGAUAGAGCUGCGCAUGACCCAGCUUCGUGACGUGUGGAGACGGAAGCAGCAAGCACAGGAAGCUUACGAUCAAGCAGAGCCAGGCUUUGGGAUCAGGCCGGGCAAGCACCUCGCAAGCUGUGCGCCGGGUUUGACAUGGCUUUGGGGAGAGGAGGUUUUUGGGCUUGAAGGCUGA
Symbiodinium pilosum is the source of this 516-nucleotide messenger RNA. The record is from the annotation of a GenBank genome assembly. NCBI's taxonomy places the organism in Eukaryota, Dinophyceae, Suessiales, Symbiodiniaceae.